AUGCCUUCUCGAUACUCAUUGGCUCAAACAACCUCCCUUCCCCACCUCUCUGAGAUCCUCAAGCUCUACCCAGAGGAAGAACGAUGGUGUGCAGGAUACGCUCCAUCACAGGGUCGUCGCUGCCACCUUUCAACAAAUGCGGGGAACCGGCAAACCGCCAUGCACUUAUUAGACGAAGGGACCAAAGACCUCCAUGCGGGACGAGACAUCAGUGACCUGCUCGAGGAGCUGGCUCCUUACACUCUGUGCACACGGUGGCACAAGUAUCAGGCUCUCGAUCUUGCUGCAAAGUGGAAGAGCAAAGUUCAACAAUACUUGGGCUCUUGUGUGUCUCCUGCACCUACUCAACGGGUUACUGGAGAGCGACAACGGAUUAGCCCUCCGGCAAGAUCCAGGCAGACUGUAGAGGCGGAAUGGCCCGAUCUGGCGAACUGGGCUCCAGUCUGUAUUGGUGGACAGCUAUGGACUGUCCAAGGGGCACCCGCCACUUCGCAAGAAACUCGCAUCAAUGAGCGUGUCACUCAAACCGCAAACUCCACCAAUAGACGACGCGAGCGCUCUAUGAGCGGUGCUGCAGUUGCAACACAGGAAAGAACGAAUAGCACAAGGGCAGCGGCUGAAAGCUCCCAAGCAGGCCUCCGGGCUGCCUCUCCUGCAGCAUCGAACCGUGGACUGUCGAGCACACCAACAGCGGCUAUUCACACAACCCCCAAUCGUGGUUCAGGAGCCGCUCUGCCCUCGACGACCUCCACUCGCGUUCUUCCUGGUAGUGGCUCAAGAGCCGCCCUGUCCUCUACGACAUCGUCAAGUUCUGGCAAUACUACUCGCCGACCUAUUGAAGGAGACUGUGGCAUCUGUUUUGACCCCUUGAAAAAAGCUCGCUGUGGAGCUAGUCACGGUGUGCACCAUGAUACGGGAGACGAGGAAGAACAGCAGGCAUUAUCCUGGUGCAAAGCCCAAUGUGGAGUCAACUACCACACAACCUGCAUUGAAUCGUGGCUGAAGGCCGCCCCUAAGUCUACAUGUCCGACGUGUCGGAGAGCAUGGAAGGAUUAG
Aspergillus bombycis is the source of this 1056-nucleotide messenger RNA. RefSeq lists its product as uncharacterized. The coding region runs from base 1 to 1056 and encodes 351 amino acids. The transcript has a single exon. Gene Ontology annotation, molecular function: ubiquitin protein ligase activity. NCBI's taxonomy places the organism in Eukaryota, Fungi, Ascomycota, Eurotiomycetes, Eurotiales, Aspergillaceae. The record is from RefSeq and is a predicted model, not a curated record.